This is a messenger RNA of Dissoconium aciculare CBS 342.82, 1431 nucleotides long. Its product is annotated as MFS general substrate transporter. NCBI's taxonomy places the organism in Eukaryota, Fungi, Ascomycota, Dothideomycetes, Mycosphaerellales, Dissoconiaceae. The coding region runs from base 1 to 1431 and encodes 476 amino acids. Gene Ontology annotation, molecular function: transmembrane transporter activity. Gene Ontology annotation, cellular component: brush border membrane. Gene Ontology annotation, biological process: transmembrane transport. The record is from RefSeq and is a predicted model, not a curated record. The transcript is spliced from 2 exons.
AUGGCGGUCGCAAGCGGAUCGUCAAGUACGACCCCCUCACCACAAUUCCGCAAGAAAGUGUUGCGAGUUUUGGUCAUAUCUCUUCUCCUCGAUCUGAUCUCGUUUACCUUCAUCCUCCCGCUGUUUCCGCAGUUGGUCAACUUCUACCGCCAGCUCGAAACCACACAAUCAUCUUCGACGACUGUGCUCGCGCGCAUCUUGACCGGUCUCAAUGCCUACAAACAGAGUUUCGCCCGACCCAUCACCGAUCGAUAUGACAUCGUGCUUCUCGGCGGUGCCCUCGGCUCGCUCUUCUCCCUCUGUCAGGCCAUCGCUUCGCCCGUCAUCGGUGCCCUCUCAGAUCGCUAUGGCCGGCGGACGGCCCUUCUGUGGUCCAUGGUGGGAAACAUUGCCUCCGUUGCGCUCUGGUGCGCUGCUGUCGACUUCCGGACAUUCCUCGCGAGCCGCAUUGUGGGUGGAUUGAGCGAGGGCAACGUGCAGCUGGCGAUGGCCAUCGCGACGGACAUCAGCUCGGACGCUGAUCGCGGCAAAACGAUGGCUCUGGUGGGCGCCUGCUUUUCCGUGGCGUUCACAUUCGGCCCGGCUCUGGGUGCGGCGCUAUCGAAUGUCAACCUUGUUGCUGCGAACCCAUUCGCGACUGCAGCAGGAGUCUCUCUCGUCUUGAUCGUCGUCGAGACACUCUACCUCUGGUACGCGCUUCCGGAGACCAACAUUCUCCACAGCGCGGCUGCCACGGCUACCUCCGGUGAGGCAGCAAAUGGCAGUGCCCACGAGAAGGUCAACGGCAGUGCCGCAGCACACGCAUCUGAAAAAGCCACCGCAGAACAGCCCGCAACCCUUGGGCGAACCAACUCCCACAUUACUCUGAACCUCACUCACUUCUUCUUCAUCCUAUUCUUCUCCGGCAUGGAGUUCAGUCUCACCUUCAUGACCUACGAUCUGUUCAGCUACAACGCACGCCAAUCCGGCCAGCUGCUCGGCUACAUCGGACUGAUCGCCUCCCUGCUCCAAGGCAGCGUCACCCGCCGCAUGAAACCGCUGUUCCUCGUCCGCAUGGGCGUCGCCAGCGCCGCCGCCGCGUUCCUGCUCCUCGCCCGCCUCCAGACGACCACGACCCUGUACGCCGCCGCCACUUUGCUCGCCGUCACCAGCAGCUCCGUCGUCACCGGCCUGAACUCGCUCUCGAGUUUCGAGGCCGCGCGGACCCACCGCGGUGCGGUCCUGGGCAACCACCGCAGCUGGGGUCAAGUGGGAAGAGCCGCGGGACCGCUGAUCUUCUGCUCGCUAUACUGGUGGGCGGGCCGACAGGCAGCGUACGAGACUGGAGCGGUGGGCAUGACGGCAGUCCUCGUCGUGGUGGCCGCUGCGCUGAGGAAUCCCCCGGUCGGGGUGAAAGAGGCGGCGAAGAUUGCGGAAAAGAAAGAGCUUUGA